AUGAGAACCCAAGAAGAAAAAGAUAAAUGGGAUAACUUCUGGAUUUUGAAAUCUGUCGGAAGGGAGGAAUUCACAGGAAAAGAGAAGGAAGCUCGUACCGAACUGGACGCGAAAGUAUGGGAGCGGUUCAAUAACACAGUACAGCGCCGACCCGAUGGGUACUACGUGCGCUUACCGUGGAUUGAGCAACAUCCGUACCUACCAGACAAUAAAGCCCUAGCCUAUAGACGAUUAGUUAACGUAUGGGCAUCAAUAAGCAAAGAAGACACGCUUUUAAAGCAAUACAAUAAGAUCUUCCGAGAGCAACUUCGCAACAACAUCACUGAACAAGAAGAGGAGUCGACAAAUGAUGCUACGGGAGAACAGAUCCACUAUAUUCCUCACCAACCCGUGAUUACCCAGAAAGCGAGAAUCAAAUUAAGAAUCGUCUUCGACGUUUCAGCACACUAUAAAAAUUAUGCUAGCUCAGCUUCUAUGACCGCCUGUACUUAUCUAUGCUACAGCGCUACGUCAUCUCUCGUCAUGGCAACAUCAAUACUUCCAUCUCUCCAAGUGAAAUACACUACUCCCGGCCGAUGCACCAAAUAUAGUGUUCUUAAAGAUUUAUUUCUGACGAAUUCACUAAUAUUGAUCACCUGGUUAGAUGCCCUGACGCGAGAAUAUUGUCCUCGAUAUUGUCCGGUCGAUGUUGUUGGUUGCUGCGACGUGGACGAUGGUGAACAAGACGAAACGGCAGCACCGAAGCUGGAGCUUUGCUGA
Molecule: messenger RNA, 759 nt
Organism: Haemonchus placei
Lineage: Eukaryota; Metazoa; Nematoda; Chromadorea; Rhabditida; Trichostrongylidae
Source: the annotation of a GenBank genome assembly